CCGCCUACCAUUAUUAUCCAGGGAUGUGUUGAAACGAGCACACCCAUGACUGUAUUGCUUUUGCAACAUUUGGAAGGACAUUUAGGAACGUCUAUGCCGCAAUAGCCCGUCAUAACUAUUUAAAGGAUUUAUUUAACCUCCCGUGUCUGCAGGAUGUUUCAGAGGAGUAGAAACAUACGCGAAUUACUCAGCCUUGUGCCUGGCAAACGUCGCUUUGGGGCGUACAGGUUUCUUCCUGUCUUCUUUUGCAUCGGAGGCGUCAUGGAGUGGAUCAUGAUCAACGUGAGGAUAGGAAAAGAAACUUUCUAUGAUGUGUACCGAAGAAAACGAUCAGAGAGGGAGUACCAGCAGAAAGUAUCAGAAGGUCUCAUAGUUGUAAAUGAGCCUGCAGCCAAGUAAAAUAUGCUUUGGCUCACCGUGGACUUCUUUGGAAUUUUGCAAUGGUUCCUACCUUGGAAUUGUGCACACUUCUCAAUCAGUGACUUUAUUAAGUUGUAUGAAGAAAAUACUUCAAAACAUGCACAUUUUAUGGUUAAUUGCUGUUUUUUUAAAUUUAUUUUAAGAACUUCCAUAUACUGUAUGUUCAUAUAGAAUAUAGUAUGGUUAUAACAGCUGACCUGGCUUCAAUAUACUAAAUGGCACCUGCCAAAACAGCUUUGGUUUAACUAACAAAAUGAAAUAUAAAAACAUACAAUCAAGUGGGUCAGUUAUUUCAGUUGUUCCAUCCGAUUGGGAGACUUUGCAGGCAGAUGAAGCUGUUAGGGUGUUUCCACAGCAUGAUGGGGUUCCCAUCCAGCCUCAGCUCACACAUGUUGCUUCGGAUGUAAUAGCUUGUGUUUCCUUGGCAGAAUGUCUCAUCGGUUAUGGUUGCAAUCUUAUUGUUCUGUAGGGGAAAUGGAUAAUAAAGGCACAGCUUAACCUUUGAAUAAA
Messenger RNA from Nerophis lumbriciformis (worm pipefish), 930 nucleotides. It is a transcript of the gene uqcc5, whose product is annotated as ubiquinol-cytochrome c reductase complex assembly factor 5. Lineage: Eukaryota; Metazoa; Chordata; Actinopteri; Syngnathiformes; Syngnathidae. The record is from RefSeq and is a predicted model, not a curated record.